Molecule: messenger RNA, 2003 nt
Organism: Pogona vitticeps (central bearded dragon)
Lineage: Eukaryota; Metazoa; Chordata; Lepidosauria; Squamata; Agamidae
Source: RefSeq, a predicted model, not a curated record
CAAAAUGUAGGAAACAGGAAAUAAACAUUAACCGUUGAAGCCGAGGAAAGGGGGCAUUUCUGUCUCAAAGUACAACACGUUUCCGUUGCACUAGUCCAUUUUGUCUCUUCGAUUACAAAGCGCGUCUUAAAAGAAAAAGGCAACCCUGUACAGUACUCAUUUUGGUACAGCCUGACCCAGGAAGGUGCUAUGCAUCGCUAGUCCUUUUAAGGGGACAGGUGGAAAGUUAACCCCUUUUCAGCCGGAGAAGAGUAGCUGAAGAUUGCACAGCCCGGAAAAGUUGUGGAAUUGGAGCAGCAGGAGAGCGAGAAAGGGGGGUGGGUGCGAGGGAGUCCCCCUGGGAAAGACCGUGAGCUUAGAGAAGAAGCGGGGCGGGGAGUAGGACUCCUGGGUCCCUUGCGAGGAGAGGGAAGGGUCUUGUGGCGGGUGUUGCAUGAUCUCAAUCUUGCCUUGGGGCUGGGCAGGAUCUGCAGGAAAGCUCCGGACUCCGCAGCAGACCGACAGCUGCCAGGAAGAUGAAGGAAGAAAAUAUUUUCCUCUUCGUCCCCAACCUCAUUGGUUAUGCCCGCAUAAUUUUCGCUUUCAUUGCUUUCUAUUUUAUGCCAACGUCCCAUGUGGUGGCAUCAUUCUUUUACCUGUUUAGUGGUUUCCUUGAUGCCUUUGAUGGUCAUGCAGCCCGGGCCCUUAACCAAGGUACCCGCUUCGGCGCCAUGCUGGACAUGUUGACCGACCGCUGUGCCACUAUGUGCCUCUUGGUAAAUCUGGCUAUGCUUUAUCCUGAAUCUGCCCUCUGGUUCCAACUGAGCAUGAGCCUGGAUGUGGCCUCCCAUUGGCUUCAUCUCCACAGCACUGUGGUGAAAGGUGGAGAGAGCCACAAGAGCAUUGACCUAUCAGGGAACAAGAUUCUGCGAAUAUAUUACAACUCACGGACCGUCCUCUUCAUUAUGUGCGCUGGUAAUGAACUCUUUUACUGUAUGCUGUACUUGCUGUGUUUUGGUGAAGGACCAGAAAUCUUGGCAGGACCCAUUGGCCUCUACCGCCUCGUUCUAUGGGUUUGCGCUCCCAUUGCCAUUGCGAAGAGUCUCAUCAGCCUAAUCCACUUGGUCUCUGCCUCGUGCAAUAUGGCUGCCUUGGAUGCUGCUGAACGGGCAAAAAGGGAGUAGCAUUUCAAGGCUGUAGCAGACGACCAGAACCAUUACUCCCUUUGCUCUCCUUGUGGGACUACCUUCUGACCCUCCCCACAGUGGGCUGAGGCUUCACUUCAAAUUAGCCACUCUGGUGAUGCAUUUCUUGCUUGAUGUGAUGACCCCACCUUCCCAUCAUUAAGUUUGUGGUCUGUGUGGGAUGAUGAAAUUGGUCCUGUCUUCCCCCUUCACUCCUAUAUAAUGUCUUGCACUGUAUAGGAGAAAAUGGGCUAAUCAGGCAGAAUUUGCCUAAACCUUGGGUUGAAAAAGAGGAAAUAUGGCCCACCAUUUUGAAAGAGAGCUUAAUUGGGUGUCACUGGAGAUUUUUGAGGUCUCUGCAUCAUCCUGCAGGUGUUAUCUUUGGGGGAACAAAAUUCAGCUGGGAGAGGAAUUGUGAUCAGCCCUGUCCUAGCUCCCCCACCCUCAAAAAAUGACAGAAUCAUUCUCAAAAUUGUAUGUGUUUAUCUGGGCCUCAGAAAGGAGUGAAUUAGCCAUUUGGCUAUUAUUUACUUUUGACCAUGCUAAUACAAGUUUUUAAAAAAUGAAUUUCUGAUGUUCUUAUGUCUGGCAAACAGAAUUCCUAAAUACCUGUUUACAUCUGUCCAAUCUACAGCCCUCAAGUACUUCUAUAAUCCUAUGAGGGCCUGGAGUCUUAAGAUCCCAGUUCCCGCUGUGCAAUAUUAUCCUCCUGGAAUUCUCUCUUGUUGUUCAGUUUAACCUUUGUGCAUCUAUUUAGCAGAUGAUCUAGGCCAGUGGUCCUUAACCUUGGGCCUCCAGAUCUUCCUGGACUACAACUCCCAGAAACCUUCAGCAACACCU